GGUGGGGAAAUCUUUCUUCUUUAUCAUCACUGCGCAUGACGAAUUCCCAAACUAGCCUCUCCCUUCCUCAACGCUUUCAGUCUGCCCUCACAUUAUGCGCCUGCGUACUACUAUCUAGGGGCUCCAGAAUAGGGAGAAUCGGUGGGAGUUAGCAAGCUGUGUAAUGGCGGCCUCGGUGUUGCUGUCUGCGGAGAACACCGGACUUACUUUUGCGGUCGGCAAUUCUGGAACUGUAGGGGCUCCCGGGAAUGGAGUAGGGGUACCGGUUCCUGUACCUUGGAAUCGGUCACUGGACAGGGCAUUAGACGAAGCCUCGGCAACUGGUUGCCUCAACCUCAGCGGCAGGAAACUGAAGGAGUUCCCGAGGAGCGCCGCAAACCACGACCUCACAGACACAACUCGGGCCGACCUGUCCCGUAACCGUCUGCCAGAGCUGCCCGUGGAGGUGUGUAUGUUUGUCUCUUUGGAACACCUGCAGCUCUACCAGAACUGCCUGCGCUCGCUGCCUGAGAGUCUUCUCAAUCUCCAGGCCCUCACCUACCUGAACAUAAGUCGGAACCAGUUGUCGACCCUGCCCAGCCCGGUGUGCAGUCUGCCGUUGAAGGUCCUGAUCGCUUGUAACAACAAGCUGGUCUCCCUUCCCGAAGAGCUGGGCCAACUACGACAGCUCACAGAACUGGACGUGAGUUGUAAUGAUAUCCAGACACUCCCUCCUCAGGUUGGUCGACUGGACUCGCUGCGAGACCUCAACAUCCGCCGCAACCACCUGGCCCGCUUGCCCCCAGAGCUGGCUGCGUUGCCAUUGGUGCGUCUGGACUUCUCUUGUAACAAGGUGACAUCCAUCCCUGUGUGUUACCGCAACCUGCGUCACCUACAGAGCAUCGUGCUGGACAACAACCCCCUACAGAACCCACCCGCACAGAUUUGUAUAAAGGGGAUGAUCCAUAUAUUUAAGUAUCUGAACAAUGAGGCCAGCAAGACUACACCUGAGCUCCCAGACUACGACAGGAGACCCCUUGCCUUCGGAUCCUGUGUGGAGGAGCUGUACCCUGGCCGGCCGUACGGAGCGUUGGACUCUGGCUUCAACAGCGUGGACAGUGGAGACAAGAGAUGGUCAGGCAACGAGCCCACGGAUGAGUUGUCGGACCUGCCACUGCGUGUGGCAGAGAUCACCAAAGAACAGAGACAGCGGAGGGAGAGGGAGGAGCACAGGACGUCUGGCUCCCAUCCUGUUACCAACGGCACAUUAGAGGCAGAGCUGGAGCAGAUUGACUUUAUAGACAGUUGUACAGGAGAGGAGGAGGAGGCCCAGUUGUAUAGGAGAGGAGGAGGAGGAGGAGAAGUAGCAGAAACAAUCAGCCUCAGUUCCCAGUUCAUGGCUUACAUUGAGCGCCGUGUCACCAGAGAGGGCUCUCCAGUCAAGUCCAACUCCUCCAGAGACUCAAGGACAGACGACCCGAGGCGACACAAUUCUCUGCAGAACCGGACUGCCCAUGAUCCAGACUCUUCUGCCUCUCAUAAUCAGAGAGGGUCAGGGGCUGGGGUUGGUGCGGGUCCGAGCGGGGCACCGGGUGGGGGCGUGGAGCGCGUGCGGAGGAUGGCCCAGUUGGCCGCCCUGCGGUACGAGGAGGAGAGGCAGAAGUCACGCUCAGUGCAGCGGGACGCCAUCAUGACCUACGUCAAGCACAAAGCAUCUCAAAGCCCUACCAAGCUGAGUCCCACAGAGAACGAGAACACGUACCCCUCCAGGCGUUCUACCCACACGGACGACUCGGCCCUCUUCAUGAGCGAGUCCCAGCCUCGCAUGGUGUUUGAGGUAGACACUGACACCAACACUAUAAAGAGGAGGCCUGGCACUCACAAGCAGUCUCUUUCCGGGUCUGGGAUGUCCAUAGAUAUCGUCCCCACGUGUCUACUGCAGCAGGGCGAGGAUCGCUGCUCCUCCCUGUCUCCCACGGCCCUCCAAUCACCUUCUUACCCCGGCCCUAUUGCCCCGCCCUCCUGCCAGGGGCCCGCCCAGCGGCCAGACAGCUUCUUGUUUCGCCUCAGCCAGAAGGAAGAGCAGAGGAGAGGUGAUGGUGCUGCACCCAGGCCAGAGCCUGAAGAGGUGACCCCUACCCAGCCUCAAGGCCCCAUGGGAGAGGAGGCUGCUCUGGUGGAGCAACUGCGGAAGAACAUAGAGUCGCGUCUGAAAGUGUCCUUGCCCAGCGACCUGGGAGCAGCACUGACCGACGGGGUCGUCCUCUGCCAUCUGGCUAAUCAUGUGCGGCCGCGAUCCGUACCCAGCAUCCAUGUGCCCUCCCCUGCUGUGCCCAAACUGACGAUGGCCAAGUGUCGGCGGAAUGUGGAGAACUUUCUGGAGGCGUGUCGCAGGAUCGGGGUUCCACAGACCCAGCUGUGCCUGCCCCUCCACAUCCUAGAGGAGAGAGGGCUCCCCCUGGUGGCUGGGACGGUGCGUGCACUCCUGGAGCUGGCCCUGCCCAAAUACACAACCUCCCCUGCCACCACCACUAACCCUCUGGCCAUGUAGGGCAGCAGAGUUCCACACUCACUCAUGGAUGGACAGACACAGGACCCACCCUCUCGCUCUCCGAAUGUACAUUAUAUGGCUUUCCCUCUCGACCCCCCCCGCCCCCUCAACCAUACAGGGUCACCCCAGCCUUCCCAGACAGGUCUUCCCCAAUGAAGAGAGAUGAGGGAGCACGAGUAUGUCAAAGAAAGGGAUGACUGUCUCUUCCACUGUGUCCUCACACAGACUGCUUACGACUUGCAGCCUCGAAAGACUGACGGACGAACAGAUGAACAACCGAGAUUGUCCCAGACAAACGGUCAGUUGGACGGCGAGUAAGAGGGUUUUUUAUUUUCUAUUACUAGUCAUUCUCUCUCCAUCCUCUUAUCUAUGUUCAGUAGGGGUUGUUUUAUUUUCUAUUAUUAUUAUUAUUAUUAUUUCAUCUUAUUUUUCAUAUUCCUUUUACUUUCACAUGUUAGAUCCUUGCAUGUCAGAGGGGUUGGGUGGGUGUAUGGGGAAGGGUUAGGAGACUAGCAAGUUGUCGGUUGCCUAAGUAACCUUUAAGGUCAUGUGCUACAAAGAGCAACAAUAACGGUGGUGGUCUGUCGUCAUGGGAACAUUGAUGCUGCCAACACUUAAAAUGGCUGUUAUUAAAUGAACGUGUCUUUUUUUUUUUGUUAUGUGGUCAAAUCACGAGCUGGCUGAAUCAAAACCAAUGCUGGAUUAGAGAGGGAGAGGGCGCUCCGGUAAUCUCUACGCUUUAUACUUUCUCAAAAUGUGUACAAAACAUUACGAACACCUUCCUAAUAUUCAGUUGCACCCCUUUUUGCCCUUAGAACAGUCUCAAUUCGCCAGGGCCUGGACUCGACAAGGUGCUGAAAGCAUUCUACAGGGAUGCUGGCCCAUGUUGCCUCCAAUGCUUCCCACAGUUGUCAAGUUGGCCGGAUGUCCUUUGGGUGGUAAAACCAUUAUUGAUACACACUGGAAACUGUAGUGUAAAAAACCCAGCAUAGUUGCAGUUCUUGACAUAAACCGGUGAGCCUGGCACCUACUACCAUACCCCGUUCAAAGGCACUUAAAUAUCUUCUUGCCCAUUCACCCUCUGAAUGGCACACAUACACAAUCCAUGUCUCAAUUGUCUUAAAACUCCUUCUUUAAGCUGUCUCCUCGCCUUCAUCUACACUGAUUGAAGUGGAUUUAAUAAAGGAUCAGCUUUCACCUGGUCAGUUGGUCAUGGAAAAAGCAGGUUUUCUUAAUGUUUUGUACCCUCGGGGUCAUUAUACAGAAGUGGUGUAAACUGGGACAAAAAAAUAAAUCACAUUUGUAUCCUAUUUUCCCCCAACUUUCAGCACACGUCUUCCAACAUAUUUCAGGUAGACAUAUACUACUCACACACUUUGUUUGUAUUGCAUAUUUUAAAUAUUUAUCUGAAUUUACCUUACACCCCCCCCGAAAAAAAAGUGUUAUUCCGAAACAUAGUGAAAAAGUUGCAAUAAAGGAAGAACCAUGCACAAUAGUGAUCAUUUUGAUUAACCUUCUAUUAUAGAUUCAUUGGAGAAAUAAUUUGCAAACAAAAUUGACAAAAUAACAGGCGUUUCGGUGGCACGGGUGUCAAUCAUAGACAUAAAUGGAGGACUCCGAAAGAUAUAACUCGUUUCAGUAUAGACAUUGCCAUAUAGAGGGCUUCCACUAUUUAAAUGUAGUCAACUGUGUGGGGAUUCCUAUGGGUUUGGAAGUGAUCAGCCAAUGAUCAGAGGGCUUCCUCAAAUUGGGUUGCUUAUUGUUUGUAAACCCACGAGUAAGGUAAUAUCCAGAAGCCAAGGCCAAGAUUUAUACCAGGACUUUGGUCCCAAGAUCCAGACCCAGUGAGUUGAGACCAUGAUACGUUAAAGACCGAAUGUGGUCUUGAGGGGGACUCAGUCAGGCUUUCAAUUUACUCCUAAAUGUUGUAUAAUGCACAAUUUUGAGUGGGCACAUGGUGGUCCUCUGUAGCUCAGUUGGUAGAUCAUGGCGCAUGCAACUUUAAAUUAAGAUGGCCUCAAUGGCACUGCCGGUGCUGUCACAGACGCCAUAAUGGCAUAGAGUCAAAGAUGAAACCUCUAUCUCUCCAUGGUGUCAAUUGUUUCGGUUGUGACUUUUUCAGUUUGACUUAUUUUGAACAUCCAAUGAGGUUGGUGGCGCCUUAAUUUGGGAGGACAGGCUUGUUGUCAUGGCUGGAGCGGAAUACAUGGAAUGGUAUGAAACACAUGAUUUGUUGCCAUUCCAUUUGCUCCGUUCCAGCCAUUAUUAUGAGCCGUCCUCCCCUCAGCAGCCUCCACCGGCUAACAUAUUGCUAGCUAUCUUUAAUUUCCACAGCCUUAUUCUAAAACGUACAAAAAAAAUUUCACCUCAUCAAUCUACACACAAUACCCCAUAUUAACCAAGAGGAAGCAGUUUUUUAAAAUUACAUAUCUUAUUUACAUAACUUUUCAGAUCUUUUGCUAUGAGACUCGAAAUUGAGCUCAGGUGCAUCCUGUUUCCAUUGAUCAUCCUUGAGAUGUUUCUACAACUUGAUUGGACAUGAUUUGGAAAGGCACACACCUGUCUAUAUAAGGUCCCACAGUUGACAGUGCAUGUUAAAGCAAAAACCAAACCAUGAGGUCGAAGAAAUUGUCCGUAGAGCUCCGAGACAGGAUUGUGUUGACUCACAGAUCUGGGGAAGAGUACCAAAAAUGUCUGCAGCAUUGAAGGUCCCCAAAAACAUAGUGGCCUCCAUUAUUCUUAAGGGAGGUGACCAAGAACCCGAUGGUCAUUCUGACAGGGCUCCUGAGUUCCUCUGUGGAGAUGGGAGAACUUUCCAGAAGGACAACCAUCUCUGCAGCUCUCCACUGAUCAGGCCUUUAUGGUAGAGUGGCCAGACGUAAGCCAUUCCUCAGUAAAAGGCACAUGACAGCCCACUUUGAGUUUCCCGAAAUGCACCCAAAGGAUUCUCAGACCAUGAGAAACAAGAUUCUCUGCUCUGAUGAAACCAUGAUUGAACUCUUUAGUCUGAAUACCAAGCGUCACGUCUGGAGGAAACCUGGCACCAUCCCUACGGUGAAGCAUGGUGGUGGCAGCAUCAUGCUGUGGGUCUGUUUUUCAGUGGCAGGGACUGGUAGACCAGUCAGGAUCGAGGGAAAGAUGAACAGAGCAAAGUACAGAGAUCCUUGAUGAAAACCUGCUCCAGAGUGCUCAGGACCUCAGACUGGGGCCAAGGUUCACCUUCCAACAAGACAAUGACCCUAAGCACACAGCCAAGAUAACGCAGGACUGGCUUCAGGACACGUCUCUGAAUGUCCUCGAGGGGCCCAGCCAGAGCCCGGAAUCUCUGGAGAGACUUGAAAAUAGCUGUGCAGCGGCGCUCCCCAUCCAACCUGACAGAGCUUGAGAGGAUCUGCAGAGAAGAAUGGGAGAAACUCCCCAAAUACAUGUGUGCCAAGCUUGUAGAGUCAAGGUUGUAAUCGUGCUUCAACAAAGUACGAAAUAGAGGGCCUGAAUACUUAUGUAAAUGUGAUAUUUCCGUUUUUUUUUUUUUUAUACAUGUGCAAAAAACUUAACAAUAUAAAUAUAUUUGCUUCGUCAUUAUAGGGUAUUGGGAUGAGGGAAAAAAACAAUUGAAUCCAUUUUAGAAUAAGCUGUAACGUAACAUAAUGUGGAAAAAGUCAAGGGGUCUGAAUACUUUCUGAAUGCACUGUAUGUACAUCCCAAAAGAGAACUUUACACAUUUCUUGAUAUAGGAGAUGUUCGGUACUGACACUAUUUAAGAAUAGAUGAAGAUUUACCAACUCAAAAAUUUGAUCUGAAAUGUUUCCAGAUAGACUACUCACCAUGUGGUCAUGCUGGAGAGGGGUGCAAUCCCAUCACCUGGUGAUAUUUGUAGGAGUUUCUUAAGGCACAGUCUUUUAUUGUGUAUGUAUAGUUAGUGACCUCAAUGUGGGAAGGAUUUAUUUUUUAUUUUUUUAGAAAGAUGUUUAAAAAUCAACUGCUAAUUAGAUCAGUAUCUUUCAAUAUAAUAAUAAAACACCUCUCAGUAGAAAUAAGUGUGUAAACAAUUACUUUUUACUAUAUUAAGUUAACAAUAUAUUUGGUAUUGGCUUGGAUUGAAUUAGAACAUAUCGUGAUGUAUAUAGAUGUCCUAAGUUUGGAGACGUAACUUUUUAAAAUAUAUAUAUAUUAGUUUUUUUCGGGGUGGGAUUGCAAUUUGCACCACUUGUGUAGAAUCACCCAUGUAUAAAGCUGUAAUUCAUGUGUUUUUCCACAAGGAGUUGUGUUCUCGUGUAGCUACAUGGAUUGGACGAUGUCCCUAAGUGCUGGGCCAGGGAAGUAAAAUAUUAAGUACUAUAAGAUAGAAAACAGGCCUCUUAAAGGGUUAGUGUUACGAGUGGGAUUAGUUCAAGCUGAUCCUCGACCAGUGUUUCCAGGCAAUUUCUUCCUUGAGCACAGCUCAGUCAAGUCUCUAAUCAAAGGCGUGUGUAUGGGCAGGUUGACUGACAGCAUGACAUCAAGGCCUGCAACUUUGCAUUAGUAUCUGUGCUUUUAUCUUGCAGUAACGGUUAUUUCUUAUUGUAGUCCACUACUGACGAGCUGUUGGGGCUGGCCAGGUUCUGGGGCUAAACAUACACUACCUUUUUUAUUCUCUACGAACCACCUCAUCACUUUCACAGUUGAGUUCAACAUGGAGAGUUGAGACCGUAGACAAGUAGUAGUGAAUAUGACAUAGUGUCUCCCUCAUGCACAGAACUCAUCUUUUAAUGUUGCUAAGCUUGUAUGACAUUCAAAUGGAUCUACAGAUUGAACUAUUGAUAGUGUUCAAGACACCUUUCCAAUUCUCAUGAUCAAGUUGUUUUUUGUGAAUUGUUCAAACACACCUUAUAGACACAAUGUGGCUCUUGCUACACACAGGUGUGCAUAUUGCUAAUUUGAUCUGGCAGCGGUUACAGUAAUCUGCCAGACCGGAACAGUAUUUAUUUCACUAGCGCUGUCCUUAGUGAAACCCCAUUGAGAAGGCCGUGUUCAUUAGGCACCGAACAGAAGAAAACAACAAUUGUCCAAUAAGAAACAUUGCAGUUCAGUUGCCUUGCCCUAAUGAACAUGGCCCAGCUCUACUUAGAGCAGUGUUACCCACAGAAAGUCAGGUUAACGGACUGACUCUUAGUUCUGAGGCAGACACAACCUCUCGUUCUCAGGGAGGGGGAUGAGGGAGUGCUAGCCACAGAGCUGGCAAUAAUACUCUGGUGAAGACUGACCUGAGGACCACUGAUUGAUGGGAUCUUGUAGGCAGAUUCCCAGCCUCCCUUUUCAGAACUCUAUCUAAAAGAAAGUUAAAAUGGUAAAAACAUACCUCUGAUAUAUAUUUUUCCCUUCAAAAGCUAUGUAGGCUGCCUACAGAGAUGCACAUCCCUACAGUAAAAGCUACGUAGGCUGUCUACUUAGAUGCACAUCCCUACAGUAAAAGCUAUGUAGGCUGCCUUAGAUGCACAUCCCUACAGUAAAGGCGAUGUAAACUGGGAAUCUGCCUACGUAGAUUCUGAAGUGAAAAAAUAUAUCAGAGGUAUGUUUUUACCAUUUUAACUUCGUUUUAGUCAGAGUUCUCAAAAGGGAAGAUAAAGGUGAUUUUAAAUAUAUUAUAAAUGUUUUGUUUUGAUAUUUUCACCCUUACUGACUUGGGCUUUCUCUAGCAGGAAUCAUGUGCCCCUACUGCUGGGUCUGGACCCCUUGACAUAUGUACAGUAAAAUAGAUACAUUCCAUGUGUUUACAAGUAGGUACCGCAUAAAGAGAGGACCUUCUUUCAUGACCGCAACAUGGGUCUUUUUAACUUUACAUUUUUACACCGUUUGCUGAGAAAUUGUCCCUGAAAACAUGUACAAAAUUGAAUUAUUAUUUUCUGGAAUUAAUAUUUGGCAUUAAUAAAAGUGACCCAUAUCAGUC
Messenger RNA from Oncorhynchus keta (chum salmon), 8456 nucleotides. Its product is annotated as DISP complex protein LRCH3-like. Lineage: Eukaryota; Metazoa; Chordata; Actinopteri; Salmoniformes; Salmonidae. The transcript has 22 exons. The record is from RefSeq and is a predicted model, not a curated record. Gene Ontology annotation, molecular function: protein binding. The coding region runs from base 164 to 2530 and encodes 788 amino acids.